AUGGCUGGCACCGCGUCGUACACACCAUGGACCUGCUUGGUCCUGGUGCUCGCCCUCCUCAACAUGUCCGUCUUGGCCGCGGCCAUGAACGUCGACGCUGCUCUCGCGCCGCGACAGAGCCCCAAUGCGAACGCCCUCAUCUCGCCCAUCUGCCAGAACUACGCACAGGUGGCUAACCGCUCCGUCGUGGGGCUGAACUCGACCUACCGUGCCGCGUUCCUCCGCUCUUCCCCGAUGGGCACCGAUGCCGCCUCUUCCAUCCUCGACACCCAGUCGCCCAAGUUCAUGGGUCUCAUGAUGGACGUCAACCUGAACCAGCAGUGCGGCAACCUGAGCGAGAUCGCCUUUGCGGGUGCUGCGGCGAACUUCACCAACGGCAUCGUGGCCGACUUCACCAUCCUGGAAGCGCCAGGAAUCGGCGUCACGGGACCUACGAUGCCCCUGGUGAUCAUCGCCAUCGUUCUUAUCAUGGGAGGAACUUUCAUCAGUCUAUAA
This is a messenger RNA of Neoarthrinium moseri, 495 nucleotides long. RefSeq lists its product as uncharacterized. The record is from RefSeq and is a predicted model, not a curated record. The transcript has a single exon. Lineage: Eukaryota; Fungi; Ascomycota; Sordariomycetes; Amphisphaeriales; Apiosporaceae. Bases 1 to 495 code for a protein of 164 amino acids.